AUGAGUUAUGCUGAUUUUGGAUAGAAUAUUAUAGAUAAUGAAAUGAAAGAAGUAUAAUAGAAGGCUCAAGACGGUUGGGAUAUCGAAGAAGAAGAUUUUCCUUCUGAUCAUGGAAAUUAAGAUCAGCAGUAAUAAUUAAACAAUUUUAGAGAUUAUCCAAAUUAAAAUUAAAAAAAUAAUGAUUGGGAAAUUGAUGAUGAUAUUGAUGAUCUUACUUAAACACAAGCAGAAAGUUAAUUAAAACAAGAAUAAUAAACUAAAUUUUAAUAAGAUGAAUAAAAAUCUCCAGAAUAAAUAGAUAUGUGGGGAAAAUUUACAAAUACAGUCUAAUAAAGUUAAACAAUUGAAAAACUAAUUAAAGAAAGUGCACCAUAAAAAAUAAAGCAAACUUUUUAAAAUCUAUUUGGAUCGUAAAAUAAUGGAUCUAAUAAUAUUAUUAUUACAUAAGAAUAAACAUAAAAUAGUAAAGUUUUUGCUAGUGUUUAAUAAGUAAUUGAUAUGAAGAAAUUAUUUGAACUUGAAAAGUAAGCAUUAUUAUAAUUUAGAUCUGAACUUGAAGAUUAAAUGAAAUUAAGAAGAAUCUAAGAAUAGAAUGAAUUAAAAGAGUAAAAAGAGGAAUUAGAAAAUAAAAUAAAACAAUUCUAAAUAGAGAAGGAAUAAUUCAAUUAAUAAUUAAAGGAAGCUAAAUAAUUAUUUAAAUUAACUGAGCUCAUAGAACCUUAAGAUAAUCAUGAAUAAAUUAUAUGUAAAUUAAUCAAAGAGAAUGAAAACCUUAAUAAUGAUAUAACUAAACUAAUAGAAACUUAAGAAAAAUAAAUAAAUGAUUAUGAAGAUAAUAUUGAAUAAAUGUAAUAAGAAAUGGAGUAUUACAAAAACCAGUUCAUAAAAUAUUAAACAAAAUAUUAAAAUACAAAAGAAAAAAUUAGAUUAGAGAUUCCCAAAAUUUAAAAUUAAUUAAUGAAUAUUAAAAAAUUAGAAUUAAAUACAUAAGUUACUAAUAAAUUGACAUAAUUUUAGAAAUAUUAUAAUACAAAAUAAUAGGAUUUAUUAUAAUAUACAUUAUAAACAACUUCUAAAUAAUCUAAAUAAAUAAGUUCACUUAAAGAAGAUAAUAUAAAAUUGAUGUAAUAAAUUGAUGAAUUAGAUGAAUUAAAAGAUGAACAUUAAUCAAGUUUAUAUAUAAUCAAAUAAUUGAGAGUUUCAGAGGAUAAAUUAAUAGAAGAAAAUGAAAGACUUUAAAAUCAAAAUUAGGAUAAAGAGAAUUAGAACUUUGAACUUUAAAAUAAAUUAGAUAAUUUGAAAAGAGAAUAUGAUUAAGAGAAAUUUAAUUUAAAUCAAUUAAUAUCAUAAUUAUAAUCAUAAAUAGAUUAAUUCAAUAGAAAUUAUGUUGAUAAAUUAAGUAUUAAAAAAUUAGAAGAUUCUUUGGCAAUUAUAUAAGAGGAAAAAAAUACAUUAUUAAGUAGUUUAGAAAAUAAAGAAACACAAAUAAUAGUUUUAGAAUAAUAAAUUUAAGAAUUAAAUGAAGAAUUUACUAAGUAAUAGAAUAUAGAUUCUAAUGAUAUAUGGAAGUAAGAAGAUAGAGGUUGGGAAUUAGAUGAUUCUUUUUAGAGAAAAUAUGAUGAAUGUAAUUUAUAUAUUAAUUUUAUAGUGGAAUUAUAAAUGAUUUAAUAUAGAAAUGAAAAUCAUGAAUUAAAAUAUUAAUUAAAAGAAAUGGAAGUUAGAAUGCUAUAAUAACAACAUAAGUAAGAAGCAUAAGUUGAAUAAAUGCAUUAAUUAUAAAUGUGUUUAGUUGACACAGAAUAUUAGAAAAACUUUUAAAAUGCAGUAUAGUAUUAAAUUAAUUAAAAUAUUUAAGAUAAGAGAGAAUUUAAGAAUUAGAAGAAUAAAUUUCUAUUGAAAAAAGAAAGUUUUCAGAUGAAGAAGAAAAGGUUAGUGAAUAAAAUUUAUAAGCUGAUGAAGAUUCUUAAAGAGCAAUAAAUCAAUUGAGAUAGAUUGAUUAUGAAGAAAAUGAAGCAUAAAGAGAAGAUGGAGCAUGGGAAUUUGAAGAUAGUCUUAAUGUUGAUAUUUAAGAAGUAUUAUAUUAUAUCAAUUAUUUUAGUAAGAUAAUGUUAAUGAAGGUGCUGGUCAAUAUUAAAAUAUUUAAUUAAAUUAAGGUUAAAAUAUUCAAUAAGAUCAUUAUGAAAAAUAAGUAGAUGAAAAUUCUGAUUUUUAAGAUGAAAUAUAAUAGAAUGAUUUCUAUAUAUAGGAUGAUUCUAAAUAAAAUGAUUAAUCAGAUAAUAAUAUUCAUCAAUAAAAUGAUUUAUUUCAAGAAUAACAAGAAUAAGAAAAUACUCAAAAUAUAGAUUAAUAAAUUAAAUAAAAUAUAGAAAAUGAUUCAGAGGAACUCUCAGAAAAGGAAGGAUUGUUAUAAAAUUAUGACGAAGAAAAUGAAGAUAAUUAUGAAAAAAUUGAAGAAAGUUAAGAUUAUGAAAUAAAUUAAGAUAAUCAAUAAAAUGAAGAAUUUUAUGAUGAAUAUUAAGAAUAAUAAUAAGAAUAGUCAGUACAUUCAUCCUAAGAUAAUCAAGUAGAUGUUUAAGAGAUGAAUUUGAAUUAAAAUAAUUUAGAUAAUAAAAAUAUUUAAGAUGAUUAUUCAGAAAUAAAAGAAGGAAGUUAAAAAUAAGAAGAAAUUUAAAAUGAAGAAGGUGAUUCUGAAUAUUAAAAUGUUGAAUAUGAAAGUUAAGAAAAUAAUGAUGAUUAAAUUUAAUAAGAUCAUUAAGAUUAAAUAUCAUCAAAUGAUUAGAUUGAAUUGCAACAAGAAGAUAAAGAAGGUGAUCAAAGGGAAUAUAAUUCUAAUAAAGAAUUCAAUUACGAAUAGGAAGGUUAAAAAGAUGAUGUUCCUUAUGAAAUAUAUUAAAAAAAUAAUGAAAAUGAUGAUUAAGUAUAAUAAUAAAGUUAAGAGGAAAAUGAUAAAGUUGAAUAAGAAUAAGAAGAUGAAUAAGAUGAUUAAUAAGAUGAAGAAUAAGAUGAAGAAUAAGAAGAUGAAUAAGCUGAUUAAUAAGAAGAUGAAUAAGAUGAUGAAUAAGAUGAUGAAUAAGAUGAUGAAUUAGGAAAUGAACAAAAAUAAGAAGAUGAAUAAUAAUAAGAAAUCAAUUCAGAUUAAUAAAAUUAAGAGGAUCAAUAAAAUAUAUAUGAAAAUUAAGAAAUAAAUUCUUAAGAAAAAGAUAUAAUCUCAUAAGAAUAAGAUCAGGAAUAGGAUAAUAAUUCAAAUAAAUCAUUAUAAUAAAUUGAUGUAGAAAUAGAUAAUUAAAUAAAUUAAUAUUAAGUUAAUGAUAAAGGAGAUAUAUAAAAAUAGGAAUAAAUUGAAAAUGAACCAUCUAACGAAGAAAUAUAUUUAAAUUAACAGAACAUUUAAAAUAAUUUAUAAAUAUAAUCUAAUAAUUAAGUAAUAAAUAAAACUGAUGAAUUAAUAAUACAAGAUAGUAAUAAUUAAAAUAAUGAAGAAAUUUAAAUAUAAAAUGAGAUUAAUAAAGAAUAAGAGUAGUUAGAAAUAUAAUAUUAGCUUGUUGUUGAGCCAAUAAGUAAUUCUAAUUUUGAAAAUUAAGUAAUAGAAAAGAGUUUAGGUGAUUUGGAUGUUUUAGAUAUUCAUAUUAAUAAUGAUUAGAAGAAGGUUGUUAUUAAUUCUUCUAAUUAACUAGAAAAAAAUUAUAAUAUUGAAAUUAAUUCUCAAAAGAAUGCUGUAUUAUCAUAAGAUCCUUCUCCAUCUUAUCAAGAGAUAGGUGUUUAAGAAAUCAUCUCAAAACCACAGUUAUUUUCAGAUCCAAGGUCUUAAGAGAAGAGUGUAAAUGAUCAAGAAGAUGAAAUAUAAAAUGAUUAAUAACAUUAUGAGAUUGAUGUAGGUUUGAAUGAAUAAAAAAUUGAUAAUUUAGAUAACAAAGAAAAUGUUAUAGAGAAUCCAGAUGAAGAAGAAGGAAAUUAAUGGAAUGUGGAUGAUGAUAUAGAUUUUGAAAAUGAAUUAGAAAAUCCAUAAGUUCAAAUAAUUGAAGAGAAAUAAAAUAAUUAAUAAAUUAUUGAACCUAAAAUAUGUGAUUCAUCAUUAAAUUAAUAAGAGAAUGAAAGAAGAAAUUAGGAACCACUUGAAAAUUGGAAAGUAAACUAAUAAUUUGAAGAAGAAACUCCUGAUGUAUAAUUUGAUGAUGAUCAAGAAAAUUAAGAAGAUUAAAGUAAUAAUAAUAAUAAUCAACCAAUUAAGAAUGUAGAAAAAUUAAGUUAAGGUUAGUUGGAUUUAUAUGAUGAAUUAGAAGAAAUUGAUCCAUGGGCAGAAUAAUAAAAAUAAGGGGAGAAUGCAGAAUCAGGUUGGGAUUUAGAUGAUAUAUGA
This is a messenger RNA of Paramecium primaurelia, 4354 nucleotides long. The record is from the annotation of a GenBank genome assembly. NCBI's taxonomy places the organism in Eukaryota, Ciliophora, Oligohymenophorea, Peniculida, Parameciidae.